UGAAGUUUGAUAUCAUUUAAUGUUUAUUGUUCUUGCAUUUUCUAUUACUUAUUAUGAAAAGGGAAUGGAAGUGGACUGAGGUCUUAUUUGAUUUUUAUGUUAUGUAUAUCUAUUUUUUAUAAGGAACGGUGGUCAUAGUUGUUGGUUAUUUUUGUUUUUAAUUGCAAAAUUUUAUAAGUGUAAUUUAUUGCUACUGUAAUGUAGGUUUUCAAGUGUGAAUUGUGAAUCAUUGUGGUGAUAUCUUCAGACAAUUAGCUAAUUUGCAGUUUCCGACAAAGCAAUUCAUAAUUUGCCACAACAGGCAACGAGAGGAAAGGCUAAACAAGCGCUGAAUGCAUAUCGUCACGUAAACGAUCGCAAACAAUACAUUUGUUAUGGAGUUGCGGUUUAGCGUUGUUUGAACGGUAGCCGAUAUGUGGAAGACUGUUGUUUUGCUGUCGCUCGCUGCAACAGCCAGCGCCCUGCUUGAAGGACCAAACGUUUGCACCAGACAGGAGACGUAUACGACAACAAUCAGAGUAUCCGAGCAGAAACCAUAUCAAGUUAAAGAAUACGCCUGGUGUUUCAAUGUACCCCCACGAUGUUCCAAAUACAAGAUCAAUUUCAAGCAGGUGUUGAAAACUCAGACUCUGGUGAAACAGAGACCAGUCGAAGAAUGCUGUGAAGGUUACGCGCCGGAUUCCGAGGGGAAACAAUGUGUGCCUGUGUGCGUCGAGUCGUGUGUACACGGGAAAUGUGUGGCGCCGAAUACGUGUGCGUGUUCGCACGGAUAUGGGGGACCCGCGUGUGAUAUAUCUUGCCCCGACGGUAAAUGGGGUCGUAACUGUCAAAAUGAGUGUCGCUGUAUGAAUGGCGGCACGUGCGAGCCACUAACGGGCGAGUGUGCGUGCACGGCCGGUUGGCGCGGCGACGCGUGCGAGAAAGCCUGCGCGCCGCCCACCUUCGGUGACAAUUGCGACCAGAAGUGCCAAUGCAAGAACAAUGCUACGUGCAAUCCUGCUAGUGGAGCCUGUGAAUGUAUUCAUGGUUACACUGGGGCUUUAUGCGAUGAAAUAUGUCCGAGCGAUGAGCCAUGCCCGUUGAGAUGUCGCUGCCAGAACAAUGGGAAGUGCAACUUCUUCACUGGCGAGUGUGAGUGCACGGCCGGCUGGACCGGGGAGGUGUGCGCUAACAAAUGUCCCGCAGGUAGAUGGGGCGAUAAGUGCGAAAAGACUUGUGAAUGUGCCAACGGUGCUGGCUGCCAUCAUGUCACCGGAAAAUGCCAGUGCGAAGCUGGUUUUACAGGAGAAAAGUGCCUGGAGGCGUGUCCGCUGGGCACGUUCGGCGUGGAGUGCCUGGGCGCGUGCGCGUGCCUGCACGGCGGGGAGUGCUCGGCGCGCGACGGCUCGUGCGCGUGCCGGCCGGGCUGGCGCGGCGCGUGGUGCGAGCGCCGCGCGUGCCCCGACGACACGUGGGGCCCGCGCUGCGACCGCGACUGCGAGUGCAACCCCUCCACCACGGACAUGUGCGACCCGUGGACCGGCGCGUGCGAGUGCUCGGCGGGCUGGCUGGGCGAGUUCUGCACGCGCCAGUGCCCGCUGCUCACGUACGGGAAGGGCUGUCGCGCCACGUGCCGCUGCGAAAACAGCGGACACUGCUCGCCCGUCAACGGUUCGUGCCUGUGCGCGCCCGGCUACCGCGGGCUGCGCUGCGAGGAGCCGUGCCCCUUCCCGCUGUACGGCGACCACUGCGCCGACACGUGCGACUGCCACAACAACGCCACGUGCUCGCACGAGACCGGCCAGUGCGACUGCAAGCCCGGUUUCGAUGGCUUGAAAUGCGAUCGACCGUGUAAUGGAAAAACGUUUGGCCAUAGAUGUCUACAGCCUUGUGAUUGUGAAAACGACGCUCCAUGUAACCCAAUCAAUGGCGAGUGUGUAUGCAGUCCUGGAUACGAAGGCGCUCGUUGUGAGCAUCGCUGCCGAAGCGGGUUCUACGGACACAACUGUUCCUUGCCAUGCGACUGUUCAGCCAACGCUGUCGGCUGUCACCACGUCACCGGGGCCUGCAUUUGUGAAAGCAGCUGGAGAGGCGUGCGGUGCGAGACGCAGUGCGCGGCGGGGCAGUUCGGCGCGCAGUGCUCGGAGCGCUGCCCGUGCGCCAACAACUCGUCGUGCGACGCCGCCAGCGGGCGCUGCCAGUGCGCGGCGGGCUGGCGCGGCGAGCGCUGCGACCUGCCUUGCGCGCCCGGCACCUUCGGCGUGGCCUGCAAGCAGACCUGCCCCUACCAUCCGCUGGCGGGCAACUCGACGUGCGACCCAGUGACGGGCCAGUACUCGUGUCCGAGUGGGUUCACGGGCGUCAACUGCGAGUACCCGUGCCCGCUCGGCACGUACGGGGAGGGCUGCAGCCAGCGGUGCAACUGCAAGAACGGCGCGGACUGCCACCACGUCACCGGCGCGUGCCAGUGCCUGCCGGGCUGGCGCGGCGCGGCGUGCGGCGCGGCGUGCGGCGCGGGCUGGUGGGGCGCGGGCUGCACGCAGCCGUGCCGCUGCGCGCGCGGCGCCGCCUGCCGCCCCAACGACGGCUACUGCCGCUGCCCGCCCGGCUACACCGGCAGCUACUGCACGCAGUUCUGCCCGGAAGGCUACUUCGGCGAUCACUGCAUGGAAGCGUGCAACUGCUCGUCGGUGGGCAACUGGGUGUGCAACCCCGUGAAGGGCUGCGUGUGUCACCGUGGGUUCAUCGGCGAGAACUGCGACCAGACCGCCAGCGACGCCAUCGUUAUCGACCGCGCCAACGGCGGCUCCAACGCGGGGCUGACGGCGGCGAUGGUGGUGCUGGUGUGCGCGUGCGCGGCGGGUGCGGUGCUGCUGCUGCUGUACUACCGCAAGCGCGUGCGCAGCCUGAAACGGGAGAUCGCGCACGUGCACUACACCGCCGACCCCGGUUCACAGCCGGACCAGCAGCACUUCGACAACCCGGUCUACUCGUUCCAAAGCUCCGCGCGCGCCGAAGACUCUGCGACGCUACUCAAUAACGCGACGCACAUCAUCAACAACCUGGGCACCGGCAGUAAGCUAAACAACGCCACUCUGGAAAGGUUAAGAAUGACAGCGACUUGCUCGAACGGAAGCUAUGAUCCAAUGUCACUCAAGAAUAAGGAUGCCGAUUUAACUAAUCCAAACUUGUACCAUUGCAUAGAUGAAGACAAUAAGUUGGACCACGUCUAUGAUGAGAUAAAACACAAGGAGGGGUUCGAAAUGGAAUAUGACCACCUAAACUACACUCCGCCGGCGAACACCUGGAAGCCGCACUACCAGAGGAUGAACAACGGAGUGUGCGGGCCCGCCCCCGACGCGGCCACGCCCCCCAUCCCGCCGCUGCCCAAGCUGCACGCGGCGCCCGCCUCGCCGCUCCCCCGCCCCCCGCCCGCCUCGCCCCCCGCGCCCCCCGCGCCCGCCGCGCCCGCCGCGCCCGCCGACGCCGAGCCGCGCGACGCGGGCCCCGCGCCGUGACGCUGCGGGCUCGUUCUCGUUUCGUAGCCAUUUUAACUCAGUAUAUUUCUAAAUUACGAAGAAUCUGAACUCAUUUUUAGUCAUUAUUAUAACUUUGUUUUAAAAUUAAAUUAUCAUUAUGCGGUUGUGAUUUUACGACUAUAAACUAUAAACAAUAUUGGAGUUUUCGCCCAAAAUGGAGUAGCUGUCUAGCUACUUUACCAUGAGAUCCUAAAUUAGAUUUUUUUUGAUUUGAACAAUAUAUUAGUCGGAUUAAAUUAUAUUUUGAUAUGUCUUUUGAAAGCUCCUUUUGGAUGAAUAUAUUGUUGGUAAAAUAGUUGUAUGUUAUGUAAAUUACUUUACCGAUAACGAUUUGAGGUGACACAAAAAAAACGAAAUGUUAUAAUAGUUAAAAAUGUCUUUACGUCAUACAUGUAUAAGAAUUUAUAUUAAACGGGCAGUUAAACAUAUCUUUGUUACAUUGUAAAUAUUGUUUCGUUCCGUAUUCAAGUACUAGAAUUAAUUUUAGAUAUAAAUAAUGAAAUUCAAAAUUAAUAUCGAUUAUAUAUUCAACAUAACUUACGCCGUUAUUCUUUCGGCGAGAUUUAUUCGACGUUUAAAUGUAAACGAACAUACGAUAAUUAAAUAGAAUAAAAUAUCUCGUGUGAAGAGUACUUCUUGAGCAAAGUCAAUAUGUUUAUUCUUUUUAUAAUAUUUUUUUACAAUAUGCUUAAUUUGACCAUGAAAACAGACAAAUUUACACACGACUCUUCGUAUCGCGUGGAAUAUUCCGUAAUAUUCAUAGUUUCGUCUCUACCUCGAAAUGUAUUAAGAUAUAUUUUUGUUGCCAGACAAUUAUUUAGUAAUAGUGCGUAUGGGUUACAUAAAUUAACGAAUCAGUCAGAAAAAGGGCGUUUUUUAUUUUUAUAAUAUUAAUAAAUUUUAUUUUGUUUCAAAGCUAAAAAAAUGUUAUUUUUAUCAUCUAUUUUUGGAAUUUUAAUAAAUUCUCAAAUCAAGUAUUAAGUCAUACAACAAUUUUAAGCGAUUGCGUACUACAAAUUUAGUAAUUGUGAUUGGUUAUCGCAUUGUUACGCUUUAAUAUAAUACGGUUCGCAUCAGAUGAUACUGAACAUUUUUGUGUUCAUCCCCAAAUUAUUUACAAUAAAAGAAUCAAAAAUAAUUAUAAAAAUCUGUUGAUAAUCGUAUUAUUUAAAUUAUGUAAAAAACAUGAAAUUUUAGAAUAAUUAUUAUAAGUUAAAUGAAUAUCAUGGAUUGCACCUGUUACAUUCCACUGAUCACAUACUUUAGCUGACAGGUUUUUUUUAAUAUAAAUAUUUUUUAAAUGUUGUCUAUAUUGUAUAAAUUUUAUCAUUUUAUUUUAAAAUAAUUGCCGAAAUUACUUAUAAUUUAUUUUACAUGUUUUAAUUAUGUAUUCGUAACAAAUUAUUUGAAUUAAAUUCGCUUCUCGUUUUAACACAUAACAGUAAAUAAAGUUAUUAUGUUCAUUAAAUACAUCAGUGUAAGAAAUACUCAAGAGAUAAAUCUUGGUUUGGGAGAUUACAGUAUGUUUUCUUUUAAGCGUUUUAAUAUUCUUACUUUCAAUUCGUAAACGGAUAGUAUUCAAAAUAAGAAGAUGAAAUAGUUCAAAAAUUUAUUCUUGUAAUGAUUCAAUAAACACAGUGUAAUAAAUACGUAUUUUUAAUUUGUAUGUAAUAAAAAUAUUAGAUAUUGGAAUAUUAUAAGCAUUCAUAAAUAUAUGUUGUUUUGGGAACAAUAUAAUUAUUUGAUGAAUAUAAUUUAUUCAUAAAGUUUAAUGUGUUUUAUAUUGUUUAUUAUAUAAUGUUCGUUUCAAUAAACAUAUACGAUUCGUCAAUAAUUUUUGAUAUAAUAUAUUGUUAUACGUAAUUUACUAUUUAAUGCAUUUCUGUUAAUAAUUCGGAAUCAUUCUAUAUAAAUAAUGUCAGUUUAAAUAUUUGAAAGUGAGUUAUUUAAUCGUAUAUUUGCAAGUUUUUAUUUUGUUCCCAUUGUGUGUGUUUAAGUUAUAAGAAGUUGCUCAACACGUGCCAAUACGGUAACAUCGAAUUGUGAUUCAUACUAGCAGCUUGAGAUGGCUUUAUCUUGGUUCGAAAUUAAUAUGUACGGUUUAAUGUGAUCGUAUUUCAAUUUAUUUUACUUAAAAUAAUUAUAUUUAACAAUAAACAAAUUUAAUCGAAAUAUAUCGACUUUACUUUUUAUAAACGUUGCUGAGCGACUUUAGUUAAACGCGGAUUUCUCUCUUUCUGUCAAUAUUGAGUCGACAUUCGAAAGAUAAAGACAGAACAUUGUUUAACUAAUCAGCCGCUUAACAACGUAUAUAAGUAAGGCCGUACAUCUUUAUAGUUGAUUAGAUUGGCGUAAUGACUAAUAUAUUUUUUUUAAUAUUGUGACUCAUAUAAAUGGUAUCCCACAUUUAUAAGCGUUCUCGAAUAUAUUUUAUUUUAUUCAAAAUUUAUUAUUAUUUGUUUUAAAUUAUCUAUGAUAAAAGGGAUAGCAAAGCUGAUCUAAAAUAUAUUUUUUUAUAAUAUUGUAUGAAAUCGACUAAUUAUUAAAAUAGCAAUCAAUGUGACAUUUUUAAAAUAUAUUGUAAAUGACCCGUUAUUACGUUUAUAGAGGAUAGAAUGGCUUAACUUGUAACUCGUGUUUUAUAAUAUUUUAAAUGUCUCAAACUCUCUUUCUUCCUUCAUUGCUUCUGUCUUUAUUUUUCACCCUGGCCAUUGAUUAGUAAUAUUAGUUCGGCCUAUUAUCAUACAUGCCGUUUUCGCAUUUAAACAUAGAAAGUAUAUAUAUGAUAUAGAAGCCUUUAAAGGAUCGAUUUCAUAUUUAUUUGGUCUAAUUCUAAUAAAUCAUGAUUUCUAAAGUAUAUAAGCACUCCAUUUUGUCCCGUCUUGUCAUAACCUGACGUUAUUAUAUACUGCCUAAAUUGUUGUAAUUGAUACUAAAUCUAGAUAAGUAGUACUAAAAUAUUUGAAAUGAGAGUGAGAACGCAUUUUAAACGUAUUAUAUUUUCAUGAUAUUCAAUAGCGAUAGUAAUAAUUAUAUUUUAUAUUCAUCAUAUUAAAUUGUACUUUCUUUUAAAAGAUCUCAUAGUCAGGUAUGUAAGUGCGUUCCCACUGUCUUGUUUUAGUAAUUUAUACAUAUUUGUAAAUUGAGUGUAAGUUUAUAGUAUACUACUAAAUUAUUAUUUUAUUUAAAAUUAAAAUCAGUUUUUUUUACAAUAUAUUUUAGUAUUAUAUUAUAAGCCCAAUAUUUGUAACAUUUUAACCUUUGUGAUAUAAGAGAGUAUGGGGUAGAUAUAUUUAAAUAAAUAAUCUGUACUUGUAUUUAUACAGAAGUU
Messenger RNA from Nymphalis io (European peacock), 6849 nucleotides. RefSeq names its product protein draper (gene drpr). Lineage: Eukaryota; Metazoa; Arthropoda; Insecta; Lepidoptera; Nymphalidae. Gene Ontology annotation, molecular function: scavenger receptor activity; protein binding. The transcript has 18 exons. The record is from RefSeq and is a predicted model, not a curated record. The coding region runs from base 414 to 3497 and encodes 1027 amino acids.